ACGUCUUUACUUAGGUCGACGGAGUUCGCAGUAUGGCGCUUAGGCCUACUUCUGACUGAGAAACUUAAUGUUAUUAGCGGAUUAGCGACAAAUGACAGGAAGAUCGGUUUACUUACUUCAUUUUUUGUACGACUCAUGAUGUGCUUAUUUCUUCUCGGCAGAUAAGUAAAACAGUUGUAGGCCUGUAGAUAGCUAUAAUAUUCGAUAAUCCACGCUAUUGGACAAUCAAUUAACAGGAGUAAAGCCGCUCAUGAAGGAGGUAUCCGAGGUCAAAGCAAUUUCCAGCCGCUUUUAGACGCGGGGACUGCGGCACCCCACAGAAAGGGCACCGGCACCCGAAGCGGCUUAAGGGAAUCGGAGUUUAAUCCAUCCAAGGCUUCGGUAAGUGGAAGACAUAGGACGGAACUGCUGAGUUCAGAAUUUGGAUAUUCAACCUAAUUGUGACAGAAGCUGAUCUCCAUAGCCGUUAGUAGUCUACUAACAAUGUGCCUGAGGGAAUUGUUAAAUGACUCAUACAAAUUCUACUUAUCAAGCUAAAUCCCCCUGUUUUUGCUUUGUUUUAGUUUAGUAUAGUUAUGGGUGUAUGAGUAAUGCAUACAGCUGCCAAACCCUGUCCAUUUCAGCUUCAUAUAAAAUGGAAAGAGGAAAAAAGAAUCCAAACUGUGGUUGUGACUCUUCCUCUCUCCCUCCCACUUUUUCCUCUGUCAAACAGUAAGUUUCCGACCGUUCGAACGAGUUCGCUUUCUUUAGGAUUUUGGAACAAAAGAUGGACUUCUUUGUGUUUUAAUCUGGUUUUGCUCUUACCGCUCAGCUAAUAUUUUUCUUUUAAGUUUCUUUUCUGUCUUUGAAUCAACGAUGUGAAUAUGUGUGAUCGUGCUUUUUGGCAACAAGGCAAAACUGGAGUUUCCUGGAAAGUGAUUCCAGCAACUAAGAAAAAGAAAACGGCAAACAUCAUAUAGACUGAGUGGAAACGGCUUCUGUUGGAUCGAAAGAGGAAGGGAGAGGAGACACGGGAGAGGCAAGUGCGAGAAGAUGAGAAGAGACUGGCCAACAUGCCUGCUUGGAAGCGUGAGGUCAUCCAGCGGAGGAAAGCAAAGCAGGAGGGUGAUGGGGGACCCCAGACCGUGGAUGGCAGGGUUAUCGCGGAGAACACAAGUGAGGCGGCGCUGCCCAAGGACUCCUGGUCCACCUGCGCUCAAGGGUUCAGAAAUGGGCCAGAACCUCAAAGCCAGGUCUCAGUGGAGAACAUAGGGCCGGUCCAACACAACCCAUUCGUACUCUCACAGAAUGUAUGGAGGGGUGACAGAAGGGAGUGCAGGGAAGACCUUGGGCCAGACAACAGUGCUGAAGGUGGAGUAAGGAGGACAGGAGAAGGAGAUCCAUCGAAGGAGGAACAGAGUGAGGAAUUUGGGAGUUGCCAGAGAGAUAUAGACUGUGAUGGAGAGAAACAUCAAAAUGUAAAGUGUAAGAGAAUGGGGAAUGGAGGUGAUGGCUUGAGGAGGAAAGGAGGAGGAGACAGAGAGCAAAAGGACCCAGGCACUGAGUAUCCCGUCUGUUCACUGUCUGUCCCUUGUCUUAGGACUAUCCAAGCUGAACAUGUCAUCACUGCUGAAUUGGAGAUCAGUGCUACAGGAAAGAAGGCGCUGGGAAAUAAAAGGAGGGAGGAAGAAAUGAAACCGUCUGCCAGUGUAAAGGACAGGAGUGAGGCAUGCCAACCAAUGUAUGGCGAGAGAAAGGGGAGCAGGUCAGGAACAGGAGCUAAUGAGGAGAGGCAUGAGAAAGAGGAGGUGAUCAAUGCACUGGGAGAAAAGGAGGCGGUGCCUGGAGGGGAUAAAGCUAGGAGCAGAAUGAAGGUAGGCAGGAUAUGGCCCAAUGUACAGGUGAAAACAGGUGAGAAGGCAGCAAAAGCUGACAGGAGCAUUAGGGAGGACAUGGAAGCAGGGGCCUCAGCGGAGAACUUGGGGCAUGUCAGCCGGCUGCUGAGCAAAUUCGGAGAGCAGUACAAGUGUCCAUUGCGAUCCAAAAGCAUGGACUGUUUCACCUCUCAUGAUGAAGGUGGAGGAAGGGGGAGUAUGGAGGAAGAAUCUGCCCUCAGGGAGAGGGAAAGCUGGGCCCAGAGAAAAGAGGAGAGGGAGGAGGUACAAGGCUUCACUGUCAAGGGGGUUCCAAUGAGGUCCUUUAGGUUCUCCAAACAUGUGGUUUCUGACACGGAGAACAGGGCCGAUGAUGAAGACUGCAUUGAAAGGAAGGUGGUAGAAUUGAAAUACUCUGGCAGGUGGGCACCACAGAUGGAGGGCUGCCAGGAAAGGAGGAGGGUCAAAGGAGAUGAGUGGGGGCACUCAGAGAUGGUGCAUCAAGGCCGUUACCAGCUAUCCAUGCAAAGAGAACCAGGCCUGCCCAAGGAAACAGGAGUUGGGGAAGACCCAGACGUGGGAGAGGGAGUUUCUGAACUUGGUGGGAUGGGUAAAGCCCCAGAGAAAGAGUGGGAUAGGGAGAGGGCGGAUUCAUCUGGGUUAGUCAAAGGGAUAGAUGCUUUGGCAGUGCUUGGUACCAGGGACACUGAGAUGACCCUGAGAUACAAUGAAGAAAGAAAGGAUGGUAAGAUGGAGAGAGCAUGGUUAGGAGCAGCACAGAGGAUGCCAAGGGAGAGUGAAAUGGCACACCGUGAGGAAGAGGAGAAGGUACCAGCUGUGAGUAGGAAAGAGCAGCCACACCGGAAUAUUAAUGCAGUUCCAGAAAGGCAAGACAUUCUAGGGAAAGAGAAGUUCAGAAAUGAGUCAUUGUUUACAGAACGCACAGACUCCUACCACACGGCAUCUAAGAGGCUAAUGUGUGACAUGGAUCACCACAGCUGUUUGCCUGAGGGGAGGUCCAGAGAGAAAAAACCAGAGUCGGGGGAUGGGGGGGCCUGCACAACACUGGCACAUGGGCCCUUUCACGGGGGAGGGAAGGCAGAUAUGGAUGGAGCCCUCAGUAGGUCACAUGCGGAUAGAGAAAACACCGAGGGGAUUCUAGAUGGAAACCAGGAUAGAGCAGUGGCUUCUACCAUGGACUCCAGUAAAGCAGGAAAUGCUACAGCCAUGGGAGAAGUUCUGAUCCCAAGAACUCACUUUUAUGUGCGAGAGAGAGGAUCUAAGUUGUGUGUCGCAAUGCAGGGGAAGCAAGAAAGGGGAAAGGUGUCAGUGUGGGGGGGUAACUGGGAGGCUGGACAGUCACUUCAAGAAGCGAUUGGGCAGAGCGGGCCAGAGAAAGUAAUGGAGGGUGAAGGAGAGUCUAGGAUUGGUCUGGGGAGCAGGUGGGAGGCGUAUGCAAGAGAAGAGGAGGAUAUGCAGGGUAAGGAAAGGAAAAUGGAAGAAGGUGGGAGGAGGGAGUUGGAGAGAGCACUGCGAGUGAGAGAAGUGGUUGACCAGCAGCAAGUCAGCCGAGAGGGGAAGGAGACUGUAAUAUCAACAGGGAGUGAGAGAGUCGGGAAAAUACAGAGAGGGCCUUGCGUGUACACAUCCAGCUCUCUAGGCGUCAUACAGGAAGUAGGCUUGCCCAAGCCCAGCCCCCCACUUCCUGCUAAUGUCUCACCCUCACAGUUACUGCUAGCUGCAAAAGCAGAAGCCAGGGCCUCCUCUGCUGCUACCCCUGUAGCGGCCGCUUCUCCUCACAUUCAAGAAAGACAGGAGCAAGAAAGACAACAUGUAGAAGACUCUGAGAGCAGCCAGAAGGGGAGACGUUUCACAGAAGAAGGAGGCAAAGAAGAGGAAGAGUGCGCACAGAGUCCGUCUCCUUCCCUGACUACCUCCAUUGACGUCCCUCCAUCCUCCUCUUCCCCUACUCUGCCCUUCGUCGUCAACAUGAGCCGAAUUUACAACCAGAAGCCGGUGGUCCCCAGGUCCACGCUGUCCAUUGGUGAGAGGAAGACUGAGAACAUGUCUCCAACUCUCAAGGCACAGGGGCGGGAGUCUCCGUUACAGAGCCAUCGCUUACCACUAACGCAAGACAAUCUCCAGCCCAAAGGAGAGAUACUGGAGCAACAGAGCCUGCCAAGGAUGGAGCUGAAACCAACCUGGUGGCAGGCCUGUCAACGGAAGCCAAAGGAGGAGAUGAACACCCGCGGCCAGGAGGCCCAAAUGCAGACAGUGCAGCAGCAGGUUAAGCUGUUAAAGCUAGAAGCUGAGCCCCAAGCCUCCAGCGAGGCCUCCAACCAGCAAGAACUGUUGAAAGGCAGCCAUUUAGGACUAAAAGACAGCUCAAAACCAUCACCGCUCCUGCAGCAGUAUCAAAAAGUCAACCAGCAGACAUUUCCAAAGGACCAGGAAACUAGUAACGGGACAAAACCUACACAGCAACUAAGCAACCAGAAACUACCUCUGAAGCAACAAUCACCAAAUCAGUGUCAACCGUCCAGAUCCUUCACCGUCAACCCUAAAUCUAGUCCUGUCCUUGAGAAUCCCCCUCAAAUCCAGGAAUGCAAAGAUGUGGUCACCCCCUCUGCUUCUCUGUCCCCUUCUUCCUCUUCUCCCUCCGCCCUCCCAAAUGCUCCACUCUUCUCCCUCCGGAACACUUCAGCAGGCCCUGGCAAAAGAGGCAACACCAUCACCAUCGUCCCCAGGAGGCCUCCAGCAGCGGGCAAGCCUGCUACCGACCCGGGGGCUAACAGGACAGCCCCCCAGACCCAGGCGCCCAUAUCCGGGGAUGCCAGCAAGAAAAGAUACCCCACAGUCGAAGAAAUAGUCGUGAUUGGGGGAUAUAAGAAGGUAGAGAAGUCCUGCUUGUCCAAGCAUGGAAAAACUCCCAAAGGGGUGACAGUGUGUUUCAAUGAGGCACAGCUAGAACAUGUGUGCGAGUACCCGUCGGAGAGUGCCAUGCUGGCCUCCCUCCCCUGCCCCCCCCCAGACUCUGAGAAAGAGGCCGAGGAGAAGAUGGGGGGGCAGGAGGAGGAGGAAGAGGAGGAGGAGGAGACGGGAGCAUUUGCACUGAGCAGCAAGAGAAUGGCUGUAGGAAAAAGCCGAGUUCUCAGAGUGGAUGAGUCAUGUCGACGAUAAAUACCAGUCGAUCACGGAAUUCCUUAAAAUAUGGUUCAAAUUUUAAAUGUCCAGUUUGACUUAAGUGCCAAUAUGUAUAUGUUGCAUGCUUGUUGUAAAUGGUGAUUUAUUUUGUUUUUUUUUUUAAUUGAAUAUGUUUUUUAUAAUUACGUGAUUUCUGUUUUAUCAGUAUAUUUUUUUCAACAGGCAUAUCAUAAAAUGCAUACCUAUUUCUAACUUGUGUGUAAAAAAACAAGUAGUCUACAAUAAUUAAAUGCACAUUAUAAAUCUAUUAAUGAAAUUACUGAAGUACUGGAAGACAUAAUGAUUAAUGUAAUCUAGAUAUAUUCUUUGUUAAUUUUGUUGCAUUGCACAGAAACUGCAUAGAUCCACAGAUCUCAACAUCUGGAUGGGCCCAGUGUUAAUCAGACAGUGUAAAUGUCAGAUGAUCUCUUGCACAUUAAAGUCCUCUUGGGCUACAACCAGUGGUUGCAUAAAUACGUGAAGUAUUUUAGUGUAACCCCGGCACUAGCUUGGGCUGAUGCUGACAAUUGGCAUGCGUGUUGCAUGAAUAUAUUCUGUUGCACUAGGACGAUUGAAUCAAAUAUCAGAUUUCAAUUUCAAACAUUUCUAAGAAGAUGUCAUUAACGGUUUGCAUUAUAUUAUUACACUGAUAAUUGUAAUUUCAGUAUGACCAUUAAUAUUGAUAUUGCAGUAGAGAAUGGUAAUACUGCCAUAAAAAUUAAUUGAUUAGACACUUGCAUUUCUUUCAAUCAGGGAACGAUAACGGUCAGAUUCACAGUUUACGUUUGUGUACCCUGCUAAAUCUUGAAGGGUUAUAAUAGGUUUAUUGUGCCUGUAGAGUAUUUUAAUAGGAGAAACUCUGCAAUGAUUUUAUAUAGUGUUUUGAAAAAUGUAUUAGACGUUGAUGAAUGUGAUUAAGAUGUCUGUAUUUUAUGUUUACUAUGCGAACACGGUGUUUUUUUAUUUUCUGUUUUAUACUGCGAUUUUAAGAAGCUGGCUUUAAAAAAAAUUAAGCACAAUAAAUUAUUUGACUCAACGAUA
Molecule: messenger RNA, 6077 nt
Organism: Paramormyrops kingsleyae
Lineage: Eukaryota; Metazoa; Chordata; Actinopteri; Osteoglossiformes; Mormyridae
Source: RefSeq, a predicted model, not a curated record